This is a messenger RNA of Lecanosticta acicola, 894 nucleotides long. Lineage: Eukaryota; Fungi; Ascomycota; Dothideomycetes; Mycosphaerellales; Mycosphaerellaceae. The record is from the annotation of a GenBank genome assembly.
AUGGCUCCGGCACCCGUGGACACAGCUUCUCUCUCCGCCAAGACCAACGGAAAUGGCCAAACCACUGCCAACAAGAAACGCAAGAUGGACUUUGAAAAGACUGCGAACGUCGAGAUUGGUUUCCAUGGGCCGCCGGAAAUGGAAUUCAAAACCCAAGGGGAGCACAGAGAAUAUGUCAAAGCCCGGCUCGCCGGCGCCUACAGGAUUUUCGGUCACUAUGCAUUAAACGAGGGCGUCGCAGGUCAUAUCACAGUUCGUGAUCCUAUUGAGCCCGAGACAUUCUGGGUCAAUCCGUUCGGAGUGGACUUCAAUCUUAUCAAAGCCAGUGAUCUUCUCAGGGUGGAUCACAGUGGUAACAUUCUCGAACACGGACGUGUGAAGAUUCUCAAUCGCGCUGCCUUCCUCAUCCACGGAGCUAUUCAUGCUGCGAGACCGGAUGUGAAUUGUGCUGCACAUACACAUAGCGUGAGCGGUAGGGCUUUCUGUGCUCUUGGGAAAACCUUGGACCCCAUUGGCCUGGAAUCUUGCAUCUUCUAUGACGAUCACGCGGUAUUCGACGGAAAGGGUGUUGUGUUAGCGGAGGAUGAAGGCGCCGAUGUUGCAGAGGCGCUCGGCGGUAGGAAAGCUGCGUUGUUGAGGAAUCACGGAAUUCUAACUGUGGGCUCGAGCAUUGAGGAGGCCGUCAAUUGGUUUUACCUUCUGGAUCGAUGCUGCCAGGUUCAGUUGAUGGCGGAUGCUGCAGCGCUUGGAAAGGGAGGAGAGACCGUGAAGAUGAGUGAUGAGGAAGCUGUCUAUACAAGGGGGGUGGCGGGAAGUCCUAGGGCUGGGUGGUUUGGAGGACAGAUGAUGUUUGACUUGAUUGAUGAGAUUACCGGGAAGAGAUACAUGGAGUAG